ACCACCGCUGGCGGAAAACGUGUCGUCCAUAGCGGGAUUCCUCGAAACCGCAGUCGAUAUUCCAUCCAGCGGGCCGUGGAAUUCACGUGCCCCCACCACAGCCCACUCCGUUCCGUUUAAAAUGAUCGCGGGCUCGUUCGCGACGUCAUAAAAAAUUUGAAGCUGUCGUUUGAAGCACGGUCAACUUGAAUUUUGCGCGCUUUUCGGCUGUAACAAUAUUUCGCAAUCUUAACUUGGUGAAAAGUUUGUGAUUUUGGUGCGAGAAAACAUUAAGUAGUGCGAAAAAACAUAUACAACAAAGGACGGAGUUGUGUGAAAGUGGAUUAUUGCUACAGAUCUCUGAAAUUCAGCUCUACAGAAAUGUGUGUCGCCAAGCCUGUUGAAAAAUCAUCCCAAAAUAUGAAUAGGUCAAAAUUGGGCAGAGCCUUACGCGCAGCCCUGACAAAAGCCAAGAACGACCGAAGACUGAUUUGUGGUCUUCUUCCAGCUCUGGCGUUCCUGGAAAAAAGCCCCGAAGACGUGGUGUUAUGUGUCUUACCUACAGCAAGACCAGGAGAUGCAGCUACCCAUAUUCAAGCAGUUCUUCUCCAAGCUUUUUGCUACGAAAAUUAUAUUCCUCUGCUCCAAGUGGACUCGAGUGAAAAACUAGCCAGUUUUUGCGGUGGUUCUCAAAAGACUAAACAAAAUAGUUACUGUAAUUGUGCUGUUAUAACCCGGGAUAAUAGUCUAGCAAUUCCGGAGAAUGAUAUUAUGCCCAUGACGGAUAAUGAGCAUCUCCUAGCAGAUUUCUAUGAGUGCACAUUGGAGGAAUUUCCAAGACCUGUCGUGGAACUGCCCAUUUGAACUUGCAACAAGGCCGUGAAAAAGGCCAACAAAAAGAGAAAAAAUUGAAAAAAUCUUUGAAGAUAUUCGUUUUGCGAUCUAAGACGCUCCAGUUCAGAGAUGGAAGUUCUUUAGGACCCCAUAGAAGAAAAAGCAAAAAAGAACUCAGAGCCUUAAAUAUGUCAGGCUAGUUGAGGCUAGAGUACUUUUAAUUUGCUCAACGUACAAUUUUUGUCAUAAACGAAGCAAUAAAUGACAAAUAAUGUUAACAUAAUAUUAUUAUACAAUUUUGAAUGUAUAAAAACGAAUUUUUGCAUGAUAAAUGUAUUGUUUUGAAUAUAUUGUAAUUGAAAAAACAAAAUGGAUUGUUAUACAAUAUUUAAUCUUAUGAUAUUUGUAAGUUAUUGGUGAUAUAUAGAAACGUAUCAUAUUGUUACUUUAUUCAAAAAAAGUUGAGAUGUUUUGAAGAUGAUUUUGUUGUCAAGAAAAUAGUUACCAU
Molecule: messenger RNA, 1321 nt
Organism: Sitophilus oryzae (rice weevil)
Lineage: Eukaryota; Metazoa; Arthropoda; Insecta; Coleoptera; Curculionidae
Gene: Gadd45
Exons: 2
Coding region: 361-843 (160 amino acids)
Biological process (GO): regulation of cell cycle
Cellular component (GO): nucleus; cytoplasm
Source: RefSeq, a predicted model, not a curated record